Molecule: messenger RNA, 3249 nt
Organism: Pelobates fuscus (common spadefoot toad)
Lineage: Eukaryota; Metazoa; Chordata; Amphibia; Anura; Pelobatidae
Gene: PROX1
Product: prospero homeobox 1
Exons: 5
Coding region: 423-2645 (740 amino acids)
Biological process (GO): regulation of transcription by RNA polymerase II
Cellular component (GO): nucleus
Molecular function (GO): RNA polymerase II cis-regulatory region sequence-specific DNA binding; DNA-binding transcription factor activity, RNA polymerase II-specific
Source: RefSeq, a predicted model, not a curated record
GUAAAUCUUGUUGUAGUGUGGAGCCUCAGCUGAGCUGCUCUGCCUGCUAGGAUAAUACAAUUACUGCCAGGCAUAAGAGAACAGCACAAAAGAUCUCUCUCCCUCUUCCCCUCUCUCUCUCUCUCUCUCUGAGUCUCUGUCUCUCUCCACUCAGUCUCCAGCCUGCUCUCUGUCAGAUUCGCACACACACAUACACACACACAUACACUCACGCAUACUCUGUGUCCCUUAGUCAUUCAGAGGCACACACAUACUCCCUCCCUUGUCAAAUUGUACAAUACAUCAGCACAUAUUCCAAGCUCUGUGUUUUCUGUCUUUCGCUGGCAAAACGGAUCAGUUUCAACGCUUUCUCUGAGGUCCCAGGAUUCUCGAGCUGUGCCCAGCUGACAAGCUUUUGAAGAUGACACAAUAACAGACCAGUGAUGCCUGACCAUGACAGCGCAGCCCUCUUAAGCAGGCAAACCAAGAGAAGAAGAGUUGACAUUGGAGUGAAAAGGACUGUAGGGACAGCAUCUGCAUUUUUUGCUAAAGCAAGAGCAACCUUUUUCAGUGCCAUGAAUUCCCAAGGUUCCGAGCAGGAUGUUGAGUAUUCCGUGGUACAGCAUGCAGAUGGGGAAAAGUCAAAUGUACUCCGCAAGCUGCUGAAGAGGGCGAACUCCUAUGAAGAUGCCAUGAUGCCUUUUCCAGGAGCAACCAUAAUUUCCCAGCUGUUGAAAAAUAACAUGAACAAACAUGGUGGCACAGAGCCCAGUUUCCAAGCCAGUGGGCUUUCCAGCACAGGCUCGGAGAUACAUCAGGAGGAUGUAUGCAGCAACUCUUCAAGAGACAGUCCCCAAGAGUGUCUUUCCCCUUUUGGCAGGCCUACGAUGAGCCAGUUUGAUAUGGAUCGGUUGUGUGAUGAGCACCUGAGAGCAAAGCGUGCCCGGGUUGAAAAUAUAAUUAGAGGUAUGAGCCAUUCCCCAAAUGUGCCAUUGAGGGGCAAUGAAAAUGAAAGAGAGGGAGCCCCCCGGUCUAUAAGCCCCCGAGAAAGCUAUAGAGAAAACAAGCGCAAGCAAAAGCUGCCUCAGCAGCAGCAGCAACAGAGUUUCCAGCAUCUGGUAUCAGCUCGAAAAGAACAGAAGAGAGAGGAGCGUAGACAGCUGAAACAGCAGCUGGAAGACAUGCAGAAACAGCUGCGCCAGCUGCAGGAGAAGUUCUACCAGAUCUACGAUAGCACCGAUUCAGAAAAUAAUGAAGAUGGCAACCUGUCUGAAGACAGCAUGCACUCAGAGAUCAUAGAUGGAAGAGCCCGGGAUUCUGUGGGCAGGUCAGAUAAUGAAAUGUUUGACAUAGACCCUGGGCAGUUCAUUAAUCGUGCCCGAGCCCUAGUCAGGGAACACGAACUGGCACCAGACAAUCAUGGGAAAAGAGAGGGAACAAAAGACAAAGAUCCUUUGCAUAACAUUUUCCACCCUGAAAGCAAACAUUUGGCAGAAACACUUAAGCAAGAACUAAAUACUGCCAUGUCACAGGUAGUAGACACUGUGGUCAAGGUUUUUUCGGCAAAGCCCAUUCGCCAACUCCCUCAGGUCUUUCCACCUCUCCAAAUUCCUCAGGCAAGAUUUGCAAUCAAUGGGGAAAGCCACAACUUCCACACCACCAACCAUCAUGCACAGUGCUUUGGUGAUGUCAUCAUUCCAAAUCCCCUGGACACUUUUGGCAACGUACCGAUGCCUAGUUCUACAGACCAAACAGAAGCACUGCCCUUAGUUGUACGCAAAAAUUCUAAUGACCAAUCUACCAGUGUGCCACCACCUGGUAGUCAUCAUGCUUCACUGCAUCAGUCCCCUCUCUCAGCAGCUGCAAGCUUCUCCUCCUCUUCUUUCCGUCACCCUUUCCCUCUUCCACUCAUGGCUUACCCAUUUCAAAACCCUUUGGGUGCCCCAUCUUCAGCCUUUCAAAGCAAAGACAGGGCCUCCCCUGAAUCCCUAGACUUAACUAGGGAGACUACAAGUCUGAGGACCAAGAUGUCAUCACAUCAUAUGAAUCAUCACCCAUGUUCUCCAGUGCACCCUCCUAGCUCAACGGAAGGUCUCUCCUUGUCCUUUAUCAAGUCGGAGUGCGGAGACAUGCAAGAUAUGUCCGACAUUUCUCCAUAUUCUGGAACGCAAUUCUACAUGCAGGAGGGACUUUCUCCGAAUCACUUGAAAAAGGCCAAGCUAAUGUUUUUCUACACUCGGUAUCCAAGUUCAAACAUGCUAAAGACCUACUUCUCUGAUGUAAAGUUCAACAGAUGCAUUACCUCCCAGCUCAUCAAGUGGUUUAGCAAUUUCCGUGAGUUUUACUACAUUCAGAUGGAAAAGUAUGCUCGGCAAGCCAUUAAUGAUGGGGUCACAAGUACUGAAGAACUGUGUAUAACACGAGACUGUGAGCUGUACCGAGCCUUGAAUAUGCACUACAAUAAAGCAAAUGACUUUGAGGUUCCGGAGAGAUUCUUGGAAGUGGCUCAGAUCACAUUACGAGAGUUUUUCAAUGCCAUUAUCGCAGGCAAAGAUGUUGAUCCUUCCUGGAAGAAGGCCAUAUACAAGGUCAUCUGCAAGUUGGACAGCGAAGUCCCUGAAAUCUUUCGAUCCCCAAACUGCCUACAGGAGCUACUUCACGAGUAGACGAUACAAUUGCUGGAUCUGAAUGUACAAAACUGACAUUUGCCCCUUAAAUGCCCCAAAUCUGUGAGUGUGCGUGAUUUAAACUGUACAUCCAUGUGUAUACAUAUAUGCUAUGCACAUGUGUUAUUCUGGAACCUCACAUAUUUAUUUUAUGUUCUUUACCCAUUCUUACAAGAGAAUAGCAUUACUGCAUCAGCUUCCACUAAAAUGCCUACUGAAUGCCCUAAAGUCACAAACCACGAAUGGAGAAGUGUUUUUCAGGGUGCGGAGGGUAUAACGUGUACAGAAUUAUUAGGGCAUUUUUCAAUGUUAUGUGAUGGAGAACAGAGUGACCUUUGUACUUUUACUUGUGUUCCACUGCUUUCCUAAUAAUCAUUUCAUUAAAACCACUUGAUUUAUUUAUAAAAUGUAACGAGCUACGAACUCCCAAGCACUUCUGAGUAAUUCACAUUUCCUCUGCAACUUAAUGUGCCCUAAAUAUACCAACAACAAAACACAUUGGUGCGCAUGUAGUACAAUUCAAAUAAUUCUGAGUGCCCAGUUGCUAUGAUUUUAUGGAGAGAAAAAAAUAGUGUCUGUUUAACCCCUUAAGGACCAAACUUCU